This is a messenger RNA of Cuscuta europaea, 907 nucleotides long. Lineage: Eukaryota; Viridiplantae; Streptophyta; Magnoliopsida; Solanales; Convolvulaceae. The record is from the annotation of a GenBank genome assembly.
CUUAAAUCAGAAUUGUCAAUUAUUCCGAUGGAUAAAGUUCUUUGAUUAUUUCAAUUGUUGAAUCUGAGGUUUGUAUAAAUACUAGAAUUUCAUCUAGCGGUGCACGAAAUAAAAAUGCCAAAAUAUUUUUGAAAAAAGGUUGAAUUUGAGGUCAAUUGUAAAGUAGCACACAUUAAUUUGAGGUUAUGCCCUUAUUUGCCCUAGUUCUUUAAAUACGGAGUAAUGGUUUCUUGGUUUUUUGAAACUCAAGGAUCCAGCUUCGUACAUAUUCAAGCUGCUGCUUGGAUGAUGGCUACGAGAAGCAUGGAUAGAUUCAGUGAACUUCCCUCGGAAAUACUUGACAAGAUAUUGGGACUAUUGGACAUUCAAGAAGCGGCUAGAAUGGCCAUUUUAUCUAAAUUCUGGAGAGAGAUGUGGUUCAAUCUUACGGAUCUCAAUUUUGAUUGUAACUUCUUUUAUCACAUUGAGAAGAAAUAUUCAUCUGCUUACAGUCACUUCAGGACCAAAACGACAAAAACUGAAACGAUAAAUAGUGAUAUCUUGACCUCUGCUGGUAUGUGUAGGUAUCUUCCACCUUCUUUCUUGGAAGUUGCCAAGAUACACCUUAGCAUGGAGGCACCUUCUUGGAAAGAGCUCUCCAACAAAUAGGUGUGGGAGAAGAUAUGGAGAUAACUAGGAAGCUUGGAUGCAACUUCCUCAUGUCUCCAAACCAGCCCUAUAAAUAGAGUGCUCCAUUGUUGUUCAUAGUAUCAGUUUAGAAAGUGAGAAAAGUGUGUGAAGAGUGAAAUACACUUAGUGUAGAAGUGUAUUGGUGGUGAUUGGUUUUUUGUAAUAGUUGAGUGUGAGAGUUUGCUCCUCCUAUUGUAAUUCUGUUCUUGAUAUUGAAUAGAAAAAUUUUCCAAUCCCA